AACUGUGGUCAUUCUACCAAGUAACGUACCCCAAAAAUACGCUUAUUAAUUCUUUGGAUGAAUAAUUAAAGCCUCGUUAAACAUACAAUUCGAACUCCAAUUUAAUAUAGUAAUCACAUAACACGUGAAAAAUAAAUUUGCCACAAUAAUUUUACAUGUGUAGUUGAUAGUAGUGUGUUUGAUAUUGAAAGGUGGAACAGAAUUCAUAAUAACAUUGAAGAUCAGGCCGUUAUGUAUCGCCUUCUCAUUUACGUAAUUCUCAUAGUAUAUUCAGAACAGAGACAUGUACGAACUGACGAUUCACUUGAAAUUCAAAACAAUGACGAAGAUAACAUAAAUGUGGAUAUAACACCAGUAAAUGACGAAGAAAGAGCGCUAGUUCAACCACUGGCUGUUAAGUUGAGAGAAAAGUUUACAAAUCUAUAUGCAAUUGACGAAGAAAUUUUUACAAAGAAGAAAGAUAAUACAAAGAAACAAGCGCCGAAGAAAAAGAAACAAGUAAAAAAACCAAAAGAUGAUAAAAAUAAAAAGAAAUCAAAGGUGAUUGAACCUAAACAAGGAUCUAAUAGAAUAAAAGUAACAAUAGAUGGGAAUGUUAUUAAUAUUAAAUCAGGGAUGAAAAUGGACACACCGCGUGUUGUGAUUGAUUAUGAUGAGGAUAGUAGUGAAGAAAAAGAUAGUAAUUCGAAGCCAAUGUGUAAAGUUUGUGGCUUUAUUCCGGGUGUGAAAUGGCCACCUUUCAACCCGCCUUCAUGGCCUUUUCUAUAAUUUUUUAACAGGAUUUUGACAUUGGAAAUUUUAUCUUUGCUCUUUGAUUGUUUUAAGUAAAAUUUUUUCUAUGGAACUAUUAAAUUUUAGUUUCUAUUGA
Molecule: messenger RNA, 868 nt
Organism: Colias croceus (clouded yellow)
Lineage: Eukaryota; Metazoa; Arthropoda; Insecta; Lepidoptera; Pieridae
Exons: 2
Coding region: 232-768 (178 amino acids)
Source: RefSeq, a predicted model, not a curated record